Hevea brasiliensis (rubber tree) is the source of this 1781-nucleotide messenger RNA. RefSeq lists its product as uncharacterized. The transcript is spliced from 12 exons. The record is from RefSeq and is a predicted model, not a curated record. Gene Ontology annotation, cellular component: chloroplast. Gene Ontology annotation, molecular function: catalytic activity. Lineage: Eukaryota; Viridiplantae; Streptophyta; Magnoliopsida; Malpighiales; Euphorbiaceae. The coding region runs from base 231 to 1475 and encodes 414 amino acids.
UGAAAAUGGUACAUUUCUAAGAGAGGUUCUUUGUUUCACUUUUGAAAUAGGUAGAAAUGCCAUAGCCAAAAAAUUAACCACUGCCUGUGGUUGAUAUGGGACCUGGCCCCAAUUUUCAACAUGCUCCCAUUGAUGUUGCCUUCAAAUUGCACCCUAUAAGAUUCCAAGCUUGAAUCUAGCCUGAGCCAAUAAGAAAGCGCGUGGGUCCAUGAAACCCCAACUGAACACAAAUGCCCUUCAAAAAAAAAAAAAAAGAACAUCCACAAAAAAAAGACAUCUCAAAGGAGUGGCGUAGGCUGUUCAGUCUUAAAAUCAAAGCUCCCCGCAGAAACAAACGCACACAAGCAGACCAAAUGGCAUGGGCUCUGCUCUCUCCUCUUCCUCCUCCUCUAGCAACCUGUGCCGCCAAAAUAAGCAACACAAACCACUUAAGAAGAGCAACUAAAAUUAUAGCAAAUGCCACAAACUGUGAAGGCAGCAAAGACAAAGGCAAAGAUGAUGCCCCGGCAUUUAAUCCUUUUGGUUUUGUCACAGAUAACCCUUCCAGCCGUAGUGCCAUCCAGCUCCCUGAGAGCCCUGCUGAGGACGGCAAUGUUGGCCAAAUGCUCAAUAGGAUUGAAGACAAGGGAAAGGAAUAUGGUUCAUAUGUAAAAUCUGGGAAGUUUACGUGGUUUGUUAGAGAAACUGGACCACCUGAGAGUCGACGGGGAACAAUUGUCUUCCUACACGGGGCUCCUACUCAAUCUUACAGCUAUCGAGUAGUCAUGUCACAGAUGUCAGAUUAUGGGUUCCACUGCGUUGCACCUGACUGGAUAGGGUUUGGUUUCAGUGACAAGCCGCAGCCAGGAUAUGGUUUUGAUUACACAGAGAAGGAGUUCCAUGAGGCAUUUGAUAAAUUACUUGAUGUUCUGGACAUUAAAUCUCCCUUCUUUCUUGUUGUUCAGGGGUUUCUUGUAGGUUCUUAUGGAUUGACUUGGGCCCUGAAAAACAAUAGCAAGAUAUCAAAGAUGGCAAUUUUGAACAGUCCAUUAACAGUUUCAUCUCCUGUUCCUGGGCUAUUUCAAAAGCUAAGAAUUCCUCUUUUUGGAGAAUUUACUUCCCAAAAUGCUGUUAUGGCUGAACGCUUUAUUGAAGCAGGUAGCCCUUAUGUCCUGAAGACAGAAAAGGCUGACGUUUACCGAUUACCAUAUUUGGCAAGUAGUGGACCAGGAUUUGCUCUCCUCGAGGCUGCAAGAAAGAUUAAUUUCCAAGAUAUUUCAAGCCAAAUAGCCAAUGGCUUUGCAACUGAAAGAUGGGAUAAACCAAUACUUCUUGCUUGGGGAAUAGCAGACAAAUUUUUGCCUCAAUCUGUGGCAGAAGAGUUCCAGAAAGGAAAUCCUGAUGUUGUAAAGCUGAAGUGGAUAGAAGGUGCUGGUCAUAUGCCACAGGAGGACUGGCCUGAGAAAGUUGUGGAUGCUCUGCGAGUGUUCUUUUAAAUGCAACACAUGAAUCAACAACGAGAAUAUGUAGCUAUGCAACUGUUUUUCAGUUGCAGUUCUAUUUGACUAGGAUGAGAUUCUGAGCAGCAAUCUGACCACAGCAAAGAUGACCAUGAAAAGGAGACAAGUUGAGAGAGAAAAAAAAAUCUUAAUUACAUAUUUCUUUUUCUUUUCUCCCCUUCCCUUUUUUUUCCUUGAUAAUGCAUAUGUUAAUGGGGCUAUGGCAAGCCUUUUAAAUCAGACUCACAUGUAUGUCAUGCAUAAGCUAAGGCCAACAAUAAAAAUAAAUAAAUAAUGAUCUAA